Molecule: messenger RNA, 1353 nt
Organism: Cladocopium goreaui
Lineage: Eukaryota; Dinophyceae; Suessiales; Symbiodiniaceae
Source: the annotation of a GenBank genome assembly
AUGGCUGCACCUUCUUUCUCUUCGAAGACAUUUGGAGCUUCAUUUUUCACCUUGUUCAUCCUGUCCCUGGCAGCCGAGCCGACAUGUGAGGCCCAGCUUUUAGAAGUUUCGUCCCUCUUGCAGACAAAGGUCCCCAAGAAUGUCAGUGAUCUGCUGUAUGAAGCGGCCGGAAGGAGCUCCGUGGGCUUUAGCCAGGAGAUCCACCAGGAAGAACGAGGACAACCAGGACCGCAAGGCAGUGCGGCAGCAGCGGAUGCGGUGGCCGUUUUGUUGCUUCUUCUCCAGGUUGCAGCAGUGAGUCCACUGGCAUACUAUGAUUCUUUCUCAGCUUUGUUGGUGAUCCUCCUCUACCUCAGUAGCGUGACCUCCGUGAAGUUCUUCGUCAAAGAUACCAUCAAUCACGGCUUUCCCUAUCCUGCGUGCAUCACCGGCUUUCAUAUGAUCGCCGUUUGCAUCACGAUCUUUGCAUGGGGAGAGCGUCCUCAGUGGAAAGAGGCCAUGGCAGUUUUGCCCAUUUCCCUGUUGAAUAGCGCAUCACUUUUGACCAACAACGCUGCUUUGGUUUUUGGAGGCUUAGCCUUCGUCUCCAUGAUCGAUGCCAUGGGGCCUUUCGUGACCUUCCUCUUGGAAGUGGCCAAAGGAACACGGCCCUGCUUCCACCUGAUGACCAUCUUCUCUGUGACCAUCGCGAGCGUCGGCUCCGUCCUAUGCGUUCGCGGGGAAGCCAGCACAGUGAACGGUAUCAGCGCUAUGGCCAUCACGUUGGCUGGGAUCAGCGCCGUCUUGCGCUCGAUGCGGGCCGUGUGGCAACACGACCUCCUGACUGACAAGUCCAUCACCGUGUCGCCCUUGCAGCUGGUGUUUUGGAAUGGCUUUUGGGGAGUUUGGAUGACCAUGAUCUCCAUGAUGUUCAGCAAUGAGCACUUUGAGGGCAUUCAACGCCUUAGCACCAUGUCAACUUCAGCCAAGCUAUUUCUCUUCUUCUCUAUCCCCGCGGCGGUCGUGCUAAACAUCACCCAGUGGUACGCAGUGAAGAAGCAUGGAGCUCUCAUGCAGAACAUCAUUGGGAACCUGAACUUGGUCACGGUGAUUGCCAUUUCCAAGGCCAUUUUGUUCGAGGAGGUGACCUCUACGCAGUACAUUGGGACGAUCCUCCUGGUUUGUGGCACCAUCCUGAACAAAGCAAUGGACGUGUCCUUGCGAAAGGCCUCGCAGUGGCCUGCCGUCUUGGACCUCUUCGCUCACAUGCGGCACGUGGAUUUGAGGUGGGCACCGACGAUUUUUGGGUGGAUUUUUCGUCAAAAAAUGGGGAAAUUCGGGGAAAACCAGGGAAAAACUAUGGGACAAUUCUGA